GUUUCAGAAAAUAUUUCAAUCCCUUUGGGUUCUGUAUUGCAUUUUGGAAUGUCAGUUCCCUGAAUUUCUUUAAUAUUAUUCAGAAGUUUAUGAGGGGCAGUGGGUCGGGUAACGGUUGAAAAGAAGGCAAUAUACUUCUGAUCAGGGUUUAGCUUGUCUUGUUUAUAAAAAAUGACAAACGGAGAUCCUAUAAGAGAGCUUACAGAACAUGCUCUACAUUUCAAAUAUGUGCAAUGGCAUUUUCACUAAAUGCCUUCAUCCGUACUUUAGUGGAAGAUGCAUUCCUGAUCAAACACUUAAGAGUAGUCAUUCUUGUAAUUCAUAUGUUCAUGUUAAUUCUUCUCAAAUGUCUUGCUUACUUGUGGCAUAAUUAAUGUCAGUAAACAUGUCAUGGGGGCGGUAUUUUAUUUAACAGUGCAUUUUGAGAGAAGAUAGACAACUAAAUAUGCUCAACUACACUCUGAAGGGUGAAAGGAUGAAUAAUUCCUGAUGUAAAAAGUGUCUUUUAAUUCAAUUUUCAAUUUUAUGAGAAGUUGCAUUGUGCCGUCGUGUUAUGGUCUUGAUCUAUUGUGGAUGAUUCAUGAGAUUAUGGGUUGAGUGCUUGAAAUAGAUAUAUUUUGAAAUUUGAAUAAUGAUACCCUUUACGUGAGCAUGGACAUGGUCGUGAUUCCAGAAGAACGAUUAUGCCAGAGUUCUGCUGAAUGAUUAACCUCCUAGUAAGUAUGUAGAAGUGUCAUUAAAAUUAUGCUAUGCUUCUUUAUUGAUAGUAGUAAACCUUCUUCAAUUCAGUUAACUGCAGUCCUCUUCAAAGUUUUUGUUUUAAUUUGACUGUAAACUUCGUUUCCUGGUUGGAUUAUCACCACUGAGUUAGUGGUUACGACGGCAAAGACAGUGGCUUUUGAACGCUUGCAUGGUGAAUUAGAGGACAAAGAUGGGGAUAAGAAGUUGUACAGGCUAGCGAGGGCAAGGAAAAUGAGGGUUCGUGACCUGGAUCAAGUGAAAUCAUCAAGGACGGGGAUGAAAAGGUUCUGGUGCUACAACAAAUUUGGCCUAAGGCCACAUCAAUUCUAUACAACGCUUGAGAAGUGUUGCCCAAAGUAUACGUGGGAGCGUUUUCAAGGCGUGGCCUUUGGACACAAAAACAUUGGCAACACUUAUACAGCAUGCUCUUUAGUAGUAUAGGCUAUACUUUAUAAGUAUUGUCAAAUUGUAAUAUAUCUGGCAACACGUAAUUAUACAUAUAGCUACACUUUUUAAGUGUGCUAUUUUUAUAAUUCUAAAUGCAACACCUUACAAGCGUGCCCUUAAAUUCUCCUAAAAGUUUCACUUAAAUAAUAAUAUUCCCUCCAUGUAUCUAAAUUUCCCCCCAAUUCCUAAAAGGCAAAAUUCAAAAGUAAGUAUGCUUAUUUUCAUACAAUUUCUAAAAGGAAAAAAUAAGUAGUCACAUGCAGAUUUUUUGCCCAAAUCAGAGAGUGAUGAUAAGAAAGGAAUUUUUCACCCAAAAGCAUUUAAAGGAUACCUCCAAAGAAAUCACUACAAUGUUCUCCCUUGCCUCUCUACCUCUCUGGCAUCAGGUUGUUUUUUCACUUCUUUACAAGUUUAAAGGUAGAAAUUUCUUCACUUCCUUACAAUGCUUGAACUUUGAAAUCAGUUGUAGAUAUACGUACUCUGAACUCUGAAGAGUCCAAUAGUGGAAUGCAUUAGAUCUAUGAUCAACUGGAAAACCCAAUGACGAGCUUCUGUUACCUAUACUAGGGAACAUACACCUUUGACCUAGAUAUACAGGUCCUGAUGGAAGAGAGUACUUGUUGAUGUCGGAUGAGAAGUUGAUGAUGCAGUGUUAAAUGAGUAUUCUCAAGGCUUCAGGUCCUGUUGGACAGCACCGCAACAAGCGUGUAUUCUCUGUGCAUAUGAAGCAUAACCCAACAAGGAUUGUUCAUGUGGUCUGGUUUGCUGCUUUGGGAUGGACAGCAUCUACUUUUACUGGUGUGUCCUUAGCAGGUCCUUUGGCUGCUCCCAACACUUCUUCAAAUAAUCUUCACUCAGUUGCUAAUAUAUCUUCCACCUCAUUUAGGAGAAAAAAGAAAUGUUGUAUUGAGAAAGACAUGCAGUCCAAAAGUUUUAGCUGCAGCAUAAAGAGUUGCGUUUCAACAAGGAUGGGUAAGCUAUCAAGAAACUGCAGGGAGCUUGAUGUAUUGCAUGAUGUGGGAAGGGAUGCUACCGGGGGAGGCUUUGGCAAGAAUAGCUCUACCAGUCAUGUUAAGAAACUUGGAUUUCCAUCCAGUUAGUCUGUUGUUCAUAGAGUCAAUGAUGAAUUGACAGUCAUUGUUCACCGGUUUGUUGUGGAAGAUGGAGAAUCCCAAGUAUUUUACAAUGAAGGUGCUUGCCUCAAUAUUGAGCAGGAUGGUGCAAUCAGAGGCAUUAUUAGGAGUGCAGUUUGAAGAAAAGAGGACUUAUUAGGAGUGCAGUUUGAAGAAAAGAGGACUUGGGAUUUGUUGUAGUUGAUUCUUUGCCCAGAUUUGAUAAACAAAUCCUUUAGGGGUCAUUUGAUUAUACAAGUUAUGAUGGAAUUAGUUAUGAUAGGAUAAGUUAUGUUGUGAUUAGUUAUGAUGGGAUAAGUUAUGCUGAGAUUAUUUCUUAUUGAGUGUUUGGUUUGUUGUACUCAAUGAUAUGCAUUGCAUAAAUUUUAAGAAUAAGUUGUU
Messenger RNA from Solanum dulcamara, 2702 nucleotides. RefSeq lists its product as uncharacterized. The record is from RefSeq and is a predicted model, not a curated record. NCBI's taxonomy places the organism in Eukaryota, Viridiplantae, Streptophyta, Magnoliopsida, Solanales, Solanaceae. The transcript has 3 exons. Bases 1845 to 2288 code for a protein of 147 amino acids.